Molecule: messenger RNA, 3577 nt
Organism: Porites lobata
Lineage: Eukaryota; Metazoa; Cnidaria; Anthozoa; Scleractinia; Poritidae
Source: the annotation of a GenBank genome assembly
AUGUCCCCUGCGCUGCUAGUUGCCUUUUCGGCCUUACUUUCCAUAAGCAUCGCUGACCUCUCAUCUGAAUAUGCCCAUCACGCGGUGUUGGAUCCUGCAGAACUAUUGAAACUGUAUUGGACAGUUGACUGGGACAAGGAGACCAUAUCGUUCGCUGUUGAGGCGGCGACUACUGGAUGGGUCGGGUUCGGUUUCUCUUCAGGUAACGGCAUGAUGGUCGGUAGUGAUGUGGUUAUCGGUUGGGUGAAGGAUUCCAAAGGAUAUCUCACGGUAGGUUAAAAAUAUGGAGAUGUUGAUUUUGAAGCACUUGAAGCACAUCAAAGCUCAAGGACAGUAAACUUUCACAUUCCUACUUCGUUAUGAAGAGCUUUUAAGGCCAUGCGUCCCCUAAUUACCAAAAAGCCAGUGUCACUUAUGAUUAAAAUUCUCGUACUCGCAGUUGUUGUUAUAAAAAUCUCCCAUAAAGUAGCUAAUUUGAACUUUGCCUAGUGCAGGUUCCCCUGCAGUCACUUAACACUUGAAAGCCGAAGGGGUCCGUUUGUGUGAGAAAAAUAAAUAUGGAUAAAUAGCAGGCUACACACUUUCAAAGUGUUAGGUUAGCCUAGAAGUACGCAAUAGCAGCUUUGGAAACAAAAUUUCUUGUCGUGAGAACACUUACAUAGCUUGGGUGAAAAAAGUUGUCGCACUACGUGAUAUAUUACCGUGGGUGUGUGGUUAGGGGCAAUACUCUCCUAAAUAAGGUACCUAAAUAAAGACGGACCGGCGAAUGGGCGUCAGAGACGUCCCUCACCCGUUCAGAGCUUCCUGAGAAUCCUGCCUAUGAUUGGACCUACACAUUUUUAAAGGUUUAUAUGAUUCAACAAUUGAAGCCUAGCUUGAACAGACGAUAUUAACUCCUAUGUUACGAAACUUUUCCCAUCGGGAGUUACUUAAGGAUAUGAAAUAUGCAAUUUACGGACGGUAUUUUCUUACCUUGAUGAUGACCUUGUAAAUAGUUCACUUAUUGCUGGUUUUCAGUGUCACGCCAUUCAAAAUAGAUCAAAAUAAAAAUCAAAACCAUUCGACAGAUAAAGUCCAGAAUCUGGGAAAUGAAAGGAGGUAAAUAUACAAAGACCCUCGCCAAGAUUUGGGUCGAAGGAGUAAUUCGUAUACCAGAUAUCCGAGGAACUAUUUUAUCCAAAUUUAUAGAGCUUUUUAUGGAGAUGCUAGCUAUGCUGGAGCUCAUCCGGAUGAGCUCCAACAUGGCGGACGGAAACCAACUGAAACAUCUGUUAGCGAGUUUGCUACAAAAGCGUGUUAACUCCUAGAGUAACUCAUAAACAUUAAAGUGAUACUUUUUCUAAUACUUGAACUGUUUAGAUAGCAAAAUUCCUCGAAAAAAGUCACUUUUUAACCCUAAAUGACAGCUCUCUCGGCCGUCAUGUAAAUGUUGCGUCACGCAAAAGCUGAGAAAUUCAAGCGUACUCUAUUACAAAACCAAGAAACCUUUUGAAGCGAAAAUUUGUUUGAAAAUUAGUUUUCAGCUGCUCUAAUACACCAUGAUAGUAAAAUCUCAGUGGGAUCGAUAGUUUUGUAGUUUGAAUUUUAGUGACGUCAUGUGAAAACCAACAACGAUUACCCAAUGAUUCUAACAAUUAGACAUGAGUGGAUGUCAGAAUAGCUUUAUAACACCUUUUUUUCGUCAUUAAGAGAACUUUGGUCUAAACUGCAGCUGUAAACUAUUGUGCAAACACAAUUUUCCCAAAUUUAGGUCAAUUAUUGAUUUAGAAAAGUAACUUAUCUUUAGCAUUGUGUUUAGGAUCGAUAUGCUGACGCAAAAUCGUUACCACCGAAGGACAGCGAACAAAACUACAUCUUAACUGGCUUCGAGGAGAUUGCCCAAACAACUGUGUUGAAAUUUAAGAGAAAGUUUGAUACAUGCGAUUCCAGGGACAGGAAGAUAAAGGUAAGGCAGUGAAAAAAAAAGAAUCAUACUUGAGCUUUGCUGGCUUUAUACCUUUCGCAGGUUUGAUGUGGCAUGGAUAAAAAAAACAAAUAUGUACUGCAAUGCUAAACUUGACCUCCCAUUUACUUCCUCUUUUCCGUGGAUGAUACUCGGAGAUGUUUGACAACGGCUCUAGUCUUGACAACUUUUUACGCCAUGAUAAGAUACGUCGUCCUAUCUUUGAUUUGCUCUCUUUAGACACUGUCUUAGAUUCUGUUUAUGGCCAUUAACCGAUGAUAUUAAUGCUCAACCUAAAUGUUAUUCUGCACCAACUUGUAUUUGUUGUAUCAUACCCUUCAUAAGAACCUGUUUAUCUCAAUUCCCAGACAGAGUAAUUAACCAGGCUGUAUUGUAUCCCACAGGAAGGCACCACAAAGGUGGUGUUUGCUUACCACACCGAGGAUCCCGAGACUGAAAACGAUUUUAAACAGCACACUUUCAGAGGGUCAAGAAGCAUAUUACUCCUCAACAACAUGGACAAGAAACAAGUCGACGAGACAGGAUGGAAGAGUUUUGUAGUUCAAAGUAAAAAUGUAAGAACAUACACUACGUAGACCUCCAAGAAUGUACUUGUUACAAUUAUGUUGUUUGAUUUGCACGCGAGAGAAAGAAAUUAUAGCGCUGAUAUCGAUGCCUUUGAUAAUGACCAUGGGUUAGUAAUUAUUAUAAAAGUUAUAAAUAAAUGAUAACUUCAAUAGACCAGUUAGCGAAACUCAUUGGCAAUGCUGCAAAAAGCUCAUUGAAAUCACUUAUCAAUCAGGAUUAUCUUCACAUUUACCGCUGCUAUCAUCCGGCGCCAAACUCUCCCUCUCUGGCUUUCAUUACAAUCAUCAAAAGUACCGCCAUCAUUACCGCCACCACCACCACCAUCAUCAUCAACAUCAUCAUCGUCGUCGUCGUCAUCAUCAUCAUCCUUAUCCUCGUCUUUUUUUAUGUGUAACACAUAUUUACUGCCAAGAAUGUAACUGUAAACAUUUCAAAGUUAUCACACGUUUACUCAAUCCAAAUUAAUGUACGAUUAUCUUACAGGUUACCAUUCCCAAGAAGCACACAACCUACUGGUGCUCACUGAUUAAGGCACCUAAGAUCACCUCGAAGCACCACAUAACCAAGGUAGAUGUUUUCAGUAAUCGAUUGGAACUUGCGUUCCAGCUCUUUUACACACAGGAGGAUAUUGAUUGCAGUAAGAACACUUACACUGAAUUUCCGUGAAACGAAGAGCGAUCAAUGCACGUGAGAUCAUUGUUUUAAGACUUGGAACGCAUUGUUUACUCGUAUCUCGUUCUGAUAAUAAACCGUAAAACAUUGCUCUAUAUAUGCUAUUACUCACUUGGCGUGAUCUUUGUACAAGUGCCAUUGUCAUAAAGUUCUGACGUGAUUCUUUCAUUCAUCUUCAUCGAGUAUCUUGACUAUCUUUUGUUUUUAUCUUUGCAGAUCGAGCCAUAUAUUCAAAAGGGAAAGGAAGGAUUCGUCCAUCAUUUUCUUGUAACGAGUGCCAUGGUGACUAUAAUGAGAGUCAUUACGGUUUUGGUGUUGAUUGUAAAGACAUCGCCAAUAUGCCAUUCCGCAAAUGUUUCUAUGGCAAAGUGUUAG